This is a messenger RNA of Ceratotherium simum simum (southern white rhinoceros), 3123 nucleotides long. RefSeq lists its product as uncharacterized. Gene Ontology annotation, molecular function: phosphatidylinositol 3-kinase binding; insulin receptor binding. Gene Ontology annotation, biological process: insulin receptor signaling pathway. Gene Ontology annotation, cellular component: cytosol; plasma membrane. The record is from RefSeq and is a predicted model, not a curated record. Lineage: Eukaryota; Metazoa; Chordata; Mammalia; Perissodactyla; Rhinocerotidae.
GUAAGGUCCUCUCCCUGGUAACUAGAUUCUUCCAUAGGGGCUUAGAAUGUGGAGAUCCCAUCCCACGGCUGCCUGCACCUGGCAGGGGGAUGCACAGGUGGACUCCUCAGGUUGGGGGAGAUGUUCUCACCCAGCCAAGCUGAGGUUCUGCCACUUCCUGUUUCUGGGGAGCAACUCCAGUUACCAGGGCAACAGGCUAAAAUAAGUCUUGUCUGGGUAGGGCCAAGGGCAGUGUCUGUCAUUGCUAGGGCAACUGAUGAGGCCCAUUGUUUGGCUCCAGGCUUUUCCUGGUACCCAGCAUGCUAAAUCACCUGGCAUUGAUUACCAGCCCACUCCACCACUGACUAUUGCUUGCCCAGAACCUGGCACUCAGAUCCCUGCUGCUUCCUGCUUUAUCGUUACUCAGCACUUAGGGGCUCAUUGACUCAAGAUGGUCCACAGCUGGUCUCUGUGACAGCAGCUGUGAUUUCACAAGGACUGGGGUGCGAUAAGGUGGCCUGGUUGAUGGGAAGCGGGAAGGAGUAGGAUCUCCUUCAGUGGCCACUUGACUGGGAUUCUGGUGGGUAUGGUCUGUGCACAGGGACCAAUCCAGAAGUUAACUUAUCCCAAGACACGUCCUAUCGCCCCAAACCCACAGAGAAACUGAACCUCCAGCUCCUCUGAAAUCAGCACAGCCCUAUGCUUGAGGGGCUUGGCUCCUAGGAUUACUUGGGAAGGAAGAGUACAGAACCAAUCCUGGGUGGGAAGAGGGGGACACAGGCGUUGGACGCCUAGAGCCCAAGUGGGGAGUGGCGGGAGCUGGAAGGGGGUGCUGCUGGAGGGGUGGCCCGGCUUAGCCUCCCACUAAUCGCCAGGACUGAGGACGCCGCCAGUGCGGUCACCGCGGACACAGUGCCAUUCACAUUAUUCACAUUCGCCUCACAUCGUCGCCUUCUUGGCAGUCAGCUCAGAGCGGUGGAAACGCCCCCACACUCCCCGCCCCUGCAAAAGCCCAGUCCGAAGGGGUAGGGUCGGGUGGAGGCCGCCUCUCCUAGACUUCCCAGCUCAAACUCCACUCCCACGGCCUGGCGUACACAGCCCGGGGCGCGCGAGGGUUAACCUCGCGGGGGUGGGGACUCCAGAGCGGUCGGGUCGGGUCGACUGAGCGAGGGAGGGGAGAGGAGGCGACAGGAGGCGCACGGAGCCGGCCGGGGUUGAGCCUCGGAGGCCGUUGGAGCCCCGCGUGUCGCAGGCCACCGAGCAGCCACUGGGAAACACGCUGCACCCAGCGAGGGGCCACUGCAAACCCCCUGCCCCAAACUUCAAGUCGGAAGCAGGGGAGAGACGCCUGUCAGGACGCCCCCGUCCCCGGGGACCACCACCUCUACCCCACGUCUGCGGGCGUUUUCCAGCCGUCUCUGCCCCUUCUCCGGCCACUUUAUUGCCUUUGGCCGGGGAUGAAGCCUGGAGGCGGUGGCCCCAUGGCGACCCCGGAGUCCGAGUCAGCCGACGUGACCCUGGGUCCGCCGCCGCCCUGGGCCUGCCCGGCUGACGUGCAUCUCUGCGGCCACCUGCGGAAGCAGAAGUCCCAGCGCCGCCGCUUCUUCGUGCUCCGCGCGGACCCGCCGCGCCUCGAGUGCUACGAGAGCGAGAAGAAGUUCCGCGCCGGCCGAGCGCCGCCCAAGCUCAGCGUGAAUCUGGCGGGCGCGUGCACCAUCAGCAAGCGCGUGGACGCGCGCCAGCGCCACCUGAUCGUCCUCUACACGCGCGACCGCAGCCUGGGCGUGGCGGCGGCCAGCGAGGCGGAGCAGCAGGCGUGGUACAGCGCCCUGCUCCAGGCGCGCGCUGCCGCCGAUCCCAGCUCCCAAGAGGACCCCGGGACCUGGAUCCUCGCUCCGUUUCAGGACAUCUGGCCCGUGACGCUGCGGCCCAAGGGGUUGGGGCGGACACGAGGCCUGGGCAGCGGGGGCUACUGCCUGUGCCUGGGUUCUGGGGUACUGAGCCUGCUGCGGAAGCCCAGGGGCAGAGGCUCCGAGGACACCCAGGCAUGGCCGCCGCCGCCGGCCCUGCGCCUGUCCCUGCUCAGCGUGCGCCGCUGCGGCCACGCAGACUCUUUCUUCUUCCUGGAGCUUGGCCGCUCGGCGCCCACGGGUCCCGGGGAGCUGUGGCUACAGGCGCCCGACGGUGUUGUGGCCCAAAGCAUUCACGAGACAGUCCUGGCCGCCAUGAAGCGACUCGGGGCCGGUGGUGCCGGUGGUAGGGCUGAGCCACUGCCAAGGGAUCCCCCGACGAGCGCCUCCAGGCCCUCUGUCCCCCAACCUUACGAGACCCCGGCCUCCGCGGCCCAAUCAAUCAGCCUGAGCCGUCCGGGGUGCCUGGGUGAGAGGAGCGAGCAAGCAACCCUCAACACCCUGGUGACGCUGGGGGCAGCAGCCUCGUACCGCGAGGGGUGGGAGCGAAGAGGGGGCUACAUAACCAUGGGAGCCGGGAGUGACUAUGAGCCCAUGGGGGGCGGCGAAGCAGGCGGCUACAUGGUGAUGGCGUCCCCAGGCCUGCCGGCCGCCGUCAACACCGCUCCCCGCCAGUCACUCCAGGAUUGGGGGGCCACUGAAUACGUGCCCAUGAGCCGCUUUGCACCAGGGCCCUUUUCCUCGAGCUCCUUGCCCCGUUCCUACAAGUCCGGAACGGGAGAGCCUGGACCCGAGCUCCAAGUCCCCUGUCUCCGCGUCGGGGAUGGAUGGGGACCAGCGGGGGCUCAUCCCUGCUUGCAGGCGCCUUCUGAGCUAGCCGGGGAGUACGUGUGCAUCCAGUACGCGGCCCCGGGCUACGUAGGAAUGGGCACUGCCAUACCGGAGCCCCUCGACGGCCGCCUCAACUACGUCGACCUGGACUUGGUCCAUCCUCUGCAGGCGCGAGGCGAGGCCCCCGGGGCCAGCACGCACCGCCAGCACAGCUACGCAAGCAUCGAGUUCCAGAACCUCGGGGAGGCUCGGAGUUCCUGCAGCAUCGCUCCAGAAUCUCAGGUCAGCCUUGGCCCCCCACCCUGCCUCCGAUGACGACUCUCACAUGGAUCUGCCCCUUGCCGCCACACACCUGCAGUGCCAGCCUUGUGUCUCCUCCCAGCCAAAGAACUAACCUCCAGCC